Closterium sp. Naga37s-1 is the source of this 2376-nucleotide messenger RNA. The record is from the annotation of a GenBank genome assembly. Lineage: Eukaryota; Viridiplantae; Streptophyta; Zygnematophyceae; Desmidiales; Closteriaceae.
AUGAGCGCGUCGGCGAUGGCGGCGGGUCAGCCGCAGUUCCGUUACUCGCAGCCACCCUCAAAGGUGCUCCACGUGCGCAACCUGCCGUGGGAGGCGACGGAGGAGGAGUUAUCGGAGCUGUGCAAGCCGUUCGGCCGCGUCGUCAACACCAAGACCAGCGUUGGCGCCAACCGCAACCAGGCGUUCGUCGAAUUCGCGGAUUUGAACCAAGCCAUCGCGAUGGUGUCUUAUUACGCGUCGUCGUCUGAACCGGCACAGGUUCGCGGGAAGGCGGUGUACCUGCAGUACUCGACGCGGCAGGAGAUUACUACAUCCAAUAAGACUGGCGAUUCCUCCUCCGGGAAUGUCCUGCUUGUGACUAUAGAGGGGGUUGAGGCUGGCGACGUGACUAUAGACGUGCUUCACCUGGUCUUCUCAGCAUUCGGCUUCGUCCAGAAGAUUGCAACGUUUGAGAAGAGUGCCGGCUUUCAGGCAUUGGUGCAGUACGGGGACCCGGAGACUGCCAACAGCGCCAAGACUUCAUUGGACAGCAGGAGCAUUCCCAGCUACCUGCUCCCAGAGCACGUGCAGGCAUGCAGUCUGCGCAUCUCCUUCUCAGCCCACACGGACCUCAACAUGAACUACCUGCUCCCGGAGCACGUGCAGACAUGCAGUCUGCGCAUCUCCUUCUCGGCCCACACGGACCUGAACGUCAAGUUUCAGAGCCACCGCAGCCGCGACUACACCAACCCCUACCUCCCCGUCUCCUCCUCCGCCACCGAUGCUGGCGUGCAGCUCACCCCGGGGCCUGUAGCAGCAGUGAAGGGCGAAGCGGGAAGCAACGUGCUGCUGGCGUCCAUAGAGAACAUGCAGUAUCCUGUCACCAUGGACGUGCUCCACACCGUCUUCUCAGCAUAUGGCGCGGUGCAGAAAAUUGCCAUCUUUGAGAAGAGUGCCGGAUUCCAGGCGCUAGUCCAGUUCCCAGAUGUAGCAGCAGCCACAUCAGCCAAGGAUGCUCUGGAAGGGCACUGCAUCUACGAGGGGGGCUACUGCAAGCUGCGCAUCUCCUUCUCUCGUCACACCGACCUCAACGUCAAGGGGGGCUACUGCAAGCUGCGCAUCUCCUUCUCCCGCCACACUGACCUCAAUGUCAAGGCCAACAACAAUCGCAGCAGGGACUUCACUCGCCCAGACCUGCUUUCGAGGCGCCUCAACGUUCGUCCCUUCCCCCAUUACCCCCUCAUUCCCCUCCCGUCUCAGGCCAACAACGAUCGCAGCAGGGACUUCACGCGCCCAGACCUGCCCACAGUCGCCCCCAUCCCUGCUCCCUCCACCACCGCCACUACCACUGCUGGUAUCCUCCCUACUAACAUCACUACCGCCACUGCCGCUGCCACCCCCUUCACCACGCCAUCUGCACCCAUCCUCUCCUCCUCCCCAUACAAUCUCGCUGCCCCUCUCGCCCCCUCUACCGCCCCGCCUGUGCUCCCCACUCCCGGUGCCCCUGCUCCCUACUACCCCGCCUCUUCCCCUGCCGCCCCUCCUUCCUCUGGGCCGCCCAUUCUCGGCCACCAAAACCGCCCAGCAGCCUUUCCUGCCACCCCUCCCAGAGAGCCCCCUCCCCAUGCCCCUCCUCCUCACGGCCCCCCUUUCCACGGUCCCCCUCCCCCUCACGCCGGCCCUCCCCACGGCCCCCCUCCCCAUACCCCACCUCCCUACAAUCGAGGUCCCCCUCCCGGUCCCCCUCCCCACGGCACUCCCCCAAGAAAUUUCCCCCCCAGCCCUUACGGCCCCCCUGGCCCCCCCCAAGGGUCCCCCCAAGGUCCCCCUUUCCGCGGCCCUCCCCCUCCCAGGCCGUACCCUCCCGGACCUCCUGGUGGGCCUCCUCCCGGACCUGGUGGUCCGGGGCCUGCCGGGCCUCCGUAUGGACCUCCUAGGCCCGGUGGUCCACCUCAGGGGCAGUUCUACCCUCCCCCUGGUGGGCCUCCCCCAUAUGGCUCUCCUCGUGGUCCCCCUCCCCCCAUGUCUGGGCGGGGUCCCCCUCCCCCUAUGAUGGGGGGCCCCCCUCCCCCAGGUGGACCUCCCCCUGGCCCUCCCCCCCUUGGGCGCCCCCCCCCGCAGCCAUUCCCCCCGGGUGCAGGUCCCCCUCCCCCUGGUAUGGGGGGAGGGCCCCCUCCGCCUGGAAUGGGCCCCCCUCCUUACAUGGGGGGAGGGGGACCUCCCCCUGGUCCUCCAGGUAUGCCUCCCCCUCCUGGCAUGGCAGGGGGGCCUCCCCCUCCUGGGUACCCAGGGGGUCCGCCUCCCCCAGGCAUGCCGCCCCCGCCUGGAUAUGGUCCCCCUCCCCCUAGAUAUGGACCAGGACCAGGAGGACCGCCUCCUCCUGGCUACAGAUAUUAG